This is a messenger RNA of Exaiptasia diaphana, 1040 nucleotides long. Its product is annotated as UDP-glucose 4-epimerase-like. The transcript is spliced from 9 exons. The annotation marks the transcript as partial. Gene Ontology annotation, molecular function: UDP-glucose 4-epimerase activity. The record is from RefSeq and is a predicted model, not a curated record. Gene Ontology annotation, biological process: beta-D-galactose catabolic process via UDP-galactose, Leloir pathway. Gene Ontology annotation, cellular component: cytosol. NCBI's taxonomy places the organism in Eukaryota, Metazoa, Cnidaria, Anthozoa, Actiniaria, Aiptasiidae.
CAUGGAUGGAAAGUAUGCGUGAAGUGAAGAUCAAGAAUUUGCUGUGAAAUAUUCCGCCGUUUUUUGGAGCCAUGCCUAAGUGUUAUCUGGUUACUGGAGGUACAGGAUAUAUUGGCAGUCACUGUGUUAUAGAACUCAUUAAUGCUGGAUAUGACUGUGUUGUGUUAGACAAUUUAUCCAAUUCUGAUGCAGAAGAGUGCAUGAAGAGAAUAGAAGAAAUUACAGGAAAAAGUAUACCAUUUUACAAAGAGGAUUUACUCAACUUUCAAGGUUUACAAAAAGUUUUCAGUCAGCACAAAUUCGARGGUGUUCUACAUUUUGCUGGGCUGAAAGCUGUAGGAGAGUCUAUUCAAAUUCCUAUCCAAUAUUAUCACAAUAACCUGACUGGUACCUUACAUUUAAUUCAGUGCAUGCAGGAGUAUGGAGUAUACAACAUGGUGUUCUCAUCGUCUGCCACAGUUUAUGGYAAKCCAGAGUUUCUACCCAUGACAGAGGAACAUCCUGUUGGCAAUGGAAUAACCAAUCCUUAUGGAAAAACUAAAUACUUUAUUGAAGAAAUGCUGAGAGAUCUUUGUCGUUCUGAAAAGAAAUGGAAUGUUGUGUCACUCAGGUAUUUCAAUCCUGUCGGUGCUCAUAUAUCAGGAAAAAUUGGUGAAGAUCCUAAGGGUAUACCUAACAAUCUUGUGCCAUAUAUUACCCAAGUUGCAGUUGGAAAACGACCAUACCUCAAUGUUUUUGGAAAUGAUUACAAUACAUCAGAUGGAACUGGAGUAAGAGACUACAUCCAUGUUGUUGAUCUUGCUUUGGGUCAUGUUGCUGCUUUGAAGAAAAUAGAGAAAAACUGCGGCUGGAAGGUUUACAAUCUAGGAGCUGGAAAUGGAUAUUCAGUAUUAGAUAUGGUGAAAGCRUUAGAAAAAGCAUCUGGUAAAAAAAUUCCAUACAAGUUUGCAGAGCGCAGAGCUGGAGAUGUAGAAUCUAUGUAUGCUGAUGCAUCAUUAGCUGAGAGGGAACUGAACUGGAAAGCAACCAGAGAUCAAGAC